AUGUCAAUUAACGGAUUAAUAUCUUUUUGUAAACGUUCUUACGUUACAAAUAAUAAAGCACAAAAAGUGGUCAUUAUUGGAGGAUCUGGUCUUAUUGGAAAAUAUGUUGCAAAAGCUUUCAUUCGGGAUCCCACAACUUUGAUCCAAUUAACUGCGCGAAAUCUUAAAAAUGUUGAGGAUUUGAGAUCAUUGGGAAUGCAAAUUCUUCCUCCCAUAUCAGGCGAUAUAACUUCUCGAUCGGAUGUAUUAGAAGCAUGCAAGGGUGCAGGGGUUAUAAUAAAUUUAGUAGGAAUUAUGCAUGAACAUCCACCGAAAUAUACCUUUGAAAAUGUUCAGCAUCAAGGUGCAUGUAACGUUGCGUUCGCUGCCGAAGUUUAUAAUGCUCAUCUGAUACACAUUAGUGCUAUAGGUGCAGACCCAAAUAGUGAAAUUCCUUAUGCUAAAACUAAAGGUUUGGGAGAAAUAGCCGUACGUGAAUUAUCUCCUAAAGCUACGAUCAUUCGUCCAAGUAUCGUUUUUGUUUUUGGUGGUGGCAAAACAAAAUUUCAACCAGUUUAUGUAUGGGAUUUAGCAAUGGCGAUAUAUAAUAUUAGUAAAAAUCGUCAAAAAUUUGAAGAAAAAAUUUUUGAAAUUGGUGGUCCAACUGUAUAUACUUAUAAAGAAAUAAUAAAAUUGACUUUAAAUCAAGCAGGAAUAAAACGUCCUGUUAUAUCGAUACCUUGGUCAAUUUCUUUUAUUCAGGGUUUCUUUUUAGAAAAAUUACCUCCAAAUUUAUUUACAAUUACUCGUGAUCAAAUUAAAUUAUUAAAAAAAGAUAAUAUCGUUUCGGAUGAUCCUCAUAUUUUGAAACUUUCAGAUUUAGGAAUUAAUCCUACUCCGGCUGAAAAGAUAUUAUAUACUUAUCUAAAAAAACACGAUAUCGUCACUCCAAAUAAAAGAACUCAUCGACCAUUUAGUCAACCGAUUGAUGAGGAAAUUAAGGAAGUCAAAAAGAUUAGAAAAGAAAUUCCGGAACAUGCUUUAAAGAAAGAAACCGAACAUCAAAAACCAAUCGAUAAAAAAAAAUAA
Molecule: messenger RNA, 1068 nt
Organism: Diversispora eburnea
Lineage: Eukaryota; Fungi; Glomeromycota; Glomeromycetes; Diversisporales; Diversisporaceae
Source: the annotation of a GenBank genome assembly